AGCGAAGCCCGAUGUGGUCCGGAGGCGGUGGGAAGGCGCGGGGCUGGGAGGCCGCGGCGGGAGGGAGGAGCAGCCCCGGCAGGCUCAGCGCUUACGCCCCGCCUCUGGUGGCUGCCUAAAACCUGGCGCCGGGCUAAAACAAACGCGAGGCAGCCCCCGAGCCUCCACUCAAGCCAAUUAAGGAGGACUCGGUCCACUCCGUUACGUGUACAUCCAACGAGACCGGCGUUAAGCCGCCGCCGAAUCAUGUCGAUGAGUCCAAAGCACACGACUCCGUUCUCAGUGUCUGACAUCUUGAGUCCCCUGGAGGAAAGCUACAAGAAAGUGGGCAUGGAGGGCGGCGGCCUCGGGGCUCCGCUGGCGGCGUACAGGCAAGGCCAGGCGGCACCGCCAGCCGCGGCCAUGCAGCAGCACGCGGUGGGACACCACGGCGCAGUCACCGCCGCCUACCACAUGACGGCGGCGGGGGUGCCCCAACUCUCGCACUCCGCCGUGGGGGGCUACUGCAACGGCAACCUGGGCAACAUGAGCGAGCUGCCGCCUUACCAGGACACCAUGCGGAACAGCGCCUCCGGCCCCGGAUGGUACGGCGCCAACCCAGACCCGCGCUUCCCCGCCAUCUCCCGCUUCAUGGGCCCAGCGAGCGGCAUGAAUAUGAGCGGCAUGGGCGGCCUGGGCUCGCUGGGGGACGUGAGCAAGAACAUGGCCCCGUUGCCAAGCGCGCCGCGCCGGAAGCGCCGGGUGCUCUUCUCCCAGGCACAGGUGUAUGAGCUGGAGCGACGCUUCAAGCAACAGAAGUACCUGUCGGCGCCGGAGCGCGAGCACCUGGCCAGCAUGAUCCACCUGACACCCACGCAGGUCAAGAUCUGGUUCCAGAACCACCGCUACAAGAUGAAGCGCCAGGCCAAGGACAAGGCGGCGCAGCAGCAGCUGCAGCAGGACAGCGGCGGCGGGGGCGGCGGGGGCGCCGGGUGCCAACAGCAGCAACAAGCUCAGCAGCAGUCGCCGCGCCGUGUGGCGGUGCCCGUCCUGGUGAAAGACGGCAAACCGUGCCAGGCGGGCGCCUCUGCGCCGGGCGCGGCCACCCUGCAGGGUCACGCGCAGCAGCAGGCACAGCAGCAGGCGCAGGCCGCGCAGGCGGCAGCAGCGGCUAUCUCGGUGGGCAGCGGCGGGGCCGGCCUGGGCGCACACCCGGGCCACCAGCCGGGCAGCGCAGGCCAGUCUCCGGACCUGGCACACCACGCCGCCAGCCCCGCGACGCUGCAGGGCCAGGUCUCCAGCCUGUCUCACCUGAACUCUUCGGGCUCGGACUACAGCACCAUGUCCUGCUCCACCCUGCUAUAUGGUCGGACCUGGUGAGAGGACGCCAGCCCGCCCCAGCCCUGCGCGCUGCCUCACCGCUUCCCCUCCUGCCCGCCACACAGACCACCACCCCCAGGCUGCUCCACAAGCUUCGACUUUUUCUUGAGAACCUGUCCGCAUUUAGACCAAGGAGGGGGGGAACCCACAAAGGCCAAACUGCUGGACGUCUUUCUUUUUCUAAAAUUUGUGGGGGGGUUUAAAAAAAAAAAGAAAAAAACAACCAAGCGAAUCCAACCCUUCUUAAGGAAUCUUUAAACAGAGAAGGACAUAAAACAGCUUUGGGGGUGCUUUUUUGGUGAUUCCAAUGGGUUUCCCACGCCGGGGCGGGGCCCCACUUGGAGAGGGCUCUACACUGACACGGCUAUGAACUCUAAAGAUCGAAAACUUCAUACUGGGUACACUCUGCCAGUAAAGUGGACUCGCUUGUAAAUAUCAGGAAUUUAUUUUAGGGAGGAGAACGGGAGUUGGGGAGAGGAAAGACUCUUCAAUAUAACCCACUUUCACUGACACAAAGGAAGUGCCGCUUCCCGGCGCCCUCUAGCCGCCUAGGCAGCCAGGACCGUUCAUCCAGGAAAAUUGUUUUAUGUUUGAUGUGAACUUGUAGCUGUAAAAUGCUGUCAAAAGUUGGACUAAAUGCCUAGUUUUUAGUAAUCUGUACAUUUUGUUGUAAAAAGAAAACCACUCCCUGUUCCCAGCCUCUCACAUUUUUUAUGGGCAUCGACAAAUCUGUGUAUAUUAUUUGGCAGUUUGGUAUUUGCUGGUCAGUCUUUUUCUGUUGUAACUUAUGUAGAUAUUUGGCUUAAAUAUAGUUCCUAAGAAGCUUCUAAUAAAUUAUACAAAUUAAAAAGAUUCUUUUUCUGAUUAAAA
Molecule: messenger RNA, 2229 nt
Organism: Nycticebus coucang (slow loris)
Lineage: Eukaryota; Metazoa; Chordata; Mammalia; Primates; Lorisidae
Gene: NKX2-1
Product: NK2 homeobox 1
Exons: 4
Coding region: 247-1359 (370 amino acids)
Biological process (GO): regulation of transcription by RNA polymerase II; cell differentiation
Cellular component (GO): nucleus
Molecular function (GO): RNA polymerase II cis-regulatory region sequence-specific DNA binding; DNA-binding transcription factor activity, RNA polymerase II-specific
Source: RefSeq, a predicted model, not a curated record